Messenger RNA from Adineta ricciae, 673 nucleotides. NCBI's taxonomy places the organism in Eukaryota, Metazoa, Rotifera, Eurotatoria, Adinetida, Adinetidae. The record is from the annotation of a GenBank genome assembly.
CGAUCGGAUCCAGCAUCGGAUUUGUUGACCUGGGUAGGAGUCUCUACAGGUUGUAUCGUAUAUAGAUGUUAGAGAGCACUCUAACAGUAUGCAUACAUUGUGUGCAUGUCUCUUCUUUCUCUUUAUCUUCUCUGUUCAUGUAACCUCUGGACGAAGAAGAUGUUCAGGGAUAUUCUUUCUUUUUCUUUAUUCACUUUCUUCUUCUUUUCUUUGUUUUUCACCAGUAUAUAUACAACUCGAUUUUACUUAAAUAAACGGACAGAAAUUGGAUACAUUAUCCGUAUCACAACAGGGACCUUUGUAACACUGGUGCCGUGACCCGAUUCCAACAUCGAACAACAACAGAAACUAUACCUUAUUGAAUUAUACACUGGCUGGUCAAUACAAUUUACGUUCACGUCAGCAACUAGUUCAACAAAAUAAUCUUCAACCGGAUUUAGCACCUAGGAAUAUGGCUGACCAACUCACACGAGCUUUUGAUAGUAUCAAAACAUUUAAUGGAACCUCACAAGAUAAUUCACGAGAAUGGUGUGAUCGAGCAGAAAUUGUAUUUAAUGCUUUCAACGUUAAUGAUGCUGAUCGUUUAAGUCGCAUUGGAAUUAAAUUAGAAGAUGCUGCUUUUAAUUGGUAUCGAGACAAUCAAGGUCCAUAUGCAACGUGGUUAUUAUUUUGA